Hipposideros armiger (great roundleaf bat) is the source of this 912-nucleotide messenger RNA. It is a transcript of the gene COMMD4, whose product is annotated as COMM domain containing 4. The coding region runs from base 88 to 687 and encodes 199 amino acids. The transcript has 8 exons. Lineage: Eukaryota; Metazoa; Chordata; Mammalia; Chiroptera; Hipposideridae. The record is from RefSeq and is a predicted model, not a curated record.
GGCCUUGCGUUGGCGUCACGUGGUCGCCGUCUCAGCUGACCCGGUGCGACAGGAAGGAGACAGUCCCAGGCCGGGCUUCCUGGCGCGAUGAGGUUCCGGUUCUGUGGUGAUCUGGACUGUCCUGACUGGGUCCUGGCGGAGAUCAGCACGCUUGCCAAGAUUUCCUCUGUGAAGCUGAGGCUGCUGUGUAGCCAGGUGCUGAAGGAGCUUCUGGGACAGGGGAUUGACUACGAGAAGGUCCUGAAGCUCACAGCCGAUGCCAGGUUUGAGGCGGGCGAUGUGAAGGCCACAGUUGCAGUGCUGAGCUUUAUCCUGUCCAGUGCGGCCAAGCACAGCGUGGACGGCGAGUCCUUGUCCAGUGAACUGCAGCAGCUAGGGCUGCCCAAAGAGCAUGCGGCCAGCCUGUGUCGCUGUUAUGAGGAGAAGCAAAGCCCGCUGCAGGAGUACCUACGGGCCGACAGCCUGCGCGUGAAUAGGCUGGCUGGCGUAGGCUGGCGGGUAGACUACACUCUGAGCUCCAGCCUGCUGCGGUCUGUGGACGAGCCCAUGGUACACCUGCGGCUAGAGGUGGCAGCUGCCCCCGGGACCCUGGCCCAGCCCGUUGUCAUGUCCCUCUCAGCAGACAAGCUCCAGGUCCUCCUGACAGAACUCAAGCAGGCCCAGACCCUGAUGAGCUCCCUGGGCUGAGAAGAAGAGCAUCUGGGGCUGUGUGGAGCUGCCCUGUGUUGAGUCGCUGCCCUCUGAAUGUCUCUUCAGGACCCUGGGGGCUUGGCCUCCUGUAUCUCCAGGUUCCCACCUAAGAGUUCAGCAUAGGGCCCCUGAGGACUUUCCCAGUAUUGCCUUCCCUCCCCCAUGAAAGACACUUGGUGGUGGUUUUCCUGAGCAGGAAGAAUAAACUGAAGUGGAAAGGAG